Messenger RNA from Adineta steineri, 2565 nucleotides. The record is from the annotation of a GenBank genome assembly. NCBI's taxonomy places the organism in Eukaryota, Metazoa, Rotifera, Eurotatoria, Adinetida, Adinetidae.
AUGCCGUGGUCGCUCAUUCUUCUAUUUUUCUUGGCAAUAUUAUGGCCAUAUCAAUAUUUUCUAGUUCAUGCUGAUCAUCUUUCAUCAUCAGGUAUCGAACGUUAUAAUUUUAUUCGUAAAAUUCAUGAUGAAACGACAGCGGAUCAUCAUCGACGAAAGCGUUCAAUUAUCGAAAAUAAUCCCGAUCGGAUUCUUACAUUAGAACUUGAUCAUAAAAAUAUAACUUUAGUUUUAAAAAAUACCAAUGAAUUUUUUGCAACAGAUGCUGAUAUCCAUCUUAAUUCAUCAAAUUUUAUUCCUAUAGAUUCUUCAAUUCUUUACGAUGGUUAUGUCUUAGGUCAUGAUGAUCAAUCUUAUGUUAGUGGAGGAUUUUAUUCAAAUUGGUUUGAUGGUACAAUUAAGAUGUCGAAUGAAACUUGGCAUAUUGAACCAACUCGUAAAUAUGGUGAACAUUUAGCUGAUGCUGGUCCAUCGAUUAUUUAUAAUGCACUUGAUGUUGAUAUGACAAGAUAUAAUAGUAAAAAUCCAUUUAGAUCUAAACGAUUUGUAAUGAAUGAAGAUGGGGAUGAUGAUGAUCAUGAUGAUACUUCGUCUUUUUGUGGACUUGAUAAAAAUGAAAAACGAAAUAAGAUGAAAGAAGAAUCAGAUAAAUUAAAUACUGAGAAAUAUGAUGAUAUGGAUUUUAAAUCGCGUUAUACACGAUCAAAACGACAAACAACGAAUAAGAAUGAACGUGAACGAACUUGUUGUUAUAUUUAUAUACGUGUUGAUCCAACACUUUGGGAUGUUGUCUAUAAAAAUGAAGGUCUUAAUGAAAAAGAACCAACUAUUCAUGCAAUUGUUACAUUUCUUUAUCGAACAGUUACGGCGGCAAAUGCAAUUUAUCGUUCAUUAAAAUUUGAAUCAAAUGGAGAUGUUUUAUAUAGAUUUACAUUGAGAAUAAAACGAAUUCGAAUUUUAACACCUGAUGAUUGUGGACAAAAAAAUUUAAGUUUAAGUGAAACAAAUAUUUGUCGUUCAUUUCUUGAUUCCAAUGUUUUAUUGACAUGGCAUUCAGCUGAAAAUUUUGCUGAUUAUUGUUUAGCAUAUAUAUUUGCAGCACGAGAUUUUGGUGAUGGCACAUUAGGUUUAGCAUGGAUGGGAAGUGUUGCAUCAAAUAGUCGUGGUGGUAUAUGUGAAAAACCAGCAAAAGAUAUUUAUGAAGGACAACGUGUUAUGAAAACAUUAAAUACAGGAAUGAUAACAGUUAUUAAUCAUAAUACACGUACAUCUUCAUUAAUGACUGAAUUAACAUUUGCUCAUGAAGUUGGACAUAAUUUAGGUGCUGAGCAUGAUGAUGAAAAAUGUGGUGGUGAUGCAACAAAUGGUCAUUAUAUAAUGUAUCGACGAGCAACCACUGGUUUAGAAGAAAAUAAUAAUAAAUUUUCAAAUUGUAGUAUGGAUAAAAUGGGCCCAGUUGUAAUUGCUGUUAAAAAUCAACUUGUUGGAAAAGUCAAUUGUUUAACAGAAUGUUUACAAGUUGGUUAUUGUGGAAAUCGAAAUGUUGAAGAUGAUGAAGAAUGUGAUUGUGGUUUUAUAUCUGAAUGUACAGAUGAUUGUUGUUAUCCAGCUGGUGGUCCAGAUGCAAAAUUAGGUUGUAAAUUAAAACCAGGUGCUCGUUGCAGUCCAUCGAAAGGACCUUGUUGUUCGGAUCAAUGUUCAUUUCAUCCAUCUACUCAUAUAUGUCAUAAAGAUAAGGCUAGUCAAGAUUGUAUUGGUGAUGUACGAUGCGAUGGUAUUCAAGCUACAUGUCCUCUUAAUGACACACAAUUCUUUAAACCAAUUGAUACACCAUGUAAUCAACAUACUCAAUUAUGCGAUCGAGGGGAAUGUAAUAAAAGUAUAUGUACAUUAAUUGAUAAAACAGAAUGUACAUUAACAAUACCGAAUGUUGAAGAUCCAUUACGACAACGAGGUAUUGAUCGAGAAUAUUUAUGUCACAUUGGUUGUUUUGAGACUCGAACAAAUUCAUGUGUUGAUACACUUACACUUCGUAUGCCAAAUAAUUAUAGUAAAAAUGGUUUUGGUUAUAAACACCGACCUGGACAUGCUUGUGCCGGAACAGCUGGCUAUUGUGAUGUAUUUGGUAAAUGUCGUGCUGUUGAUGCUGAAGGUCCUUUAACUCGAUUGAAAAAUAUGUUGCUCAAUGAAGAAAAUAUUCGUACACUUACUCAACUCAUUCAGGAAUAUUGGUGGGCAUUUGUAUUGGGACUAUUAGGUGUUAUUGGUUUUAUGAGUAUUUUUGUAAAAAUUUGUUCUGUACAUACACCUUCAUCAAAUCCACGUUUUAAACCUGCUCGAUCUCUUUCACUUAAACGUGGAUCACAUGGCCCUCGACCACAUAAUGUACAAAAUUCUCGUCAACCUACUUCUACAUCAGUAUCAGCAACAACUGGUAGUGAACUUACUUCGUUACAACAACAACAAUCAAAACGACAACCAAAAGUGUUUGUACGUGGAUCCAACUCGUCAGAUAAACAACAGAUACGCGUUCAACAGAAUAAAAACAAAGCGUCUCGUCUGUAA